Messenger RNA from Hyaena hyaena (striped hyena), 3958 nucleotides. It is a transcript of the gene POGK, whose product is annotated as pogo transposable element derived with KRAB domain. Gene Ontology annotation, molecular function: DNA binding. The record is from RefSeq and is a predicted model, not a curated record. Gene Ontology annotation, biological process: regulation of DNA-templated transcription. NCBI's taxonomy places the organism in Eukaryota, Metazoa, Chordata, Mammalia, Carnivora, Hyaenidae. Gene Ontology annotation, cellular component: nucleus. The coding region runs from base 265 to 2094 and encodes 609 amino acids. The transcript has 6 exons.
GGGGGUGGGGGCCCGGGCCCCAACAGAUUUCUGCACCUUCGUGGGCAUCCAGGCACGCACCUCACUGUCAUUGAAUCUCGGGUUCGGAAAAAUCCCUUAAGGCAGAAUGACUGUUUUCCGAACCAGCUCAUGGACAAGAUCUUUGACUUGGGAAAACCCAGGUGAUGGGUAUUCUGGGCCAACCAACGGCCAGGUGCUUAACUGGCCUGCAGGGAGAACCCAGUUGAGCAGGUGUCCUGUCUGAGUUCAGACACCUUCACUGAGAUGGAUUCCACAGCCUACACUCUGAAUUUGACCCUAAAAGAAGAAGAAGAGGAAGAAGAGAUUCAGAGUCGGGAACCCGAGGAUGGCCCCACAGAUAUGCAGAAAGUCCGGAUCUGCUCAGAGGGUGGCUGGGUGCCCGCCCUGUUCGAUGAGGUGGCCAUCUACUUUUCCGACGACGAGUGGGACGUUUUGACGGAGCAGCAGAAAGCGCUGUACCGGGAGGUCAUGAGGAUGAACUACGAAACCGUCCUGUCGCUGGAAUUCCCAUUCCCUAAGCCCGACAUGAUCACUCGGCUGGAAGGUGACGAGGAGUCUCAGAAUUCAGACGAAUGGCAGCUCCAAGGAGGAAGCUUUGCAGAAAACGAGGAGUUGGACGUCAAGCCCCCGGAUUGGGUGGGGCCGAUGAACGCCGCCCCCCACUUUCCUCAGCCUCAGCACCUGGACGGCUUUGGCCUCCGCCUGCCCCGGGAGCUCACGGAGCUGCCCGAGUGGAGUGAGGGGUACCCCUUCUACAUGGCCAUGGGCUUCCCGGGGUAUGACCUCUCCGCGGACGAUCUCGCCGGCAAGUUCCAGUUCAGCAGGGGCAUGCGGCGCAGUUACGACGCGGGGUUCAAGUUAAUGGUGGUGGAGUAUGCCGAGAGCACCAACAACUGCCAGGCCGCCAAGCAGUUCGGGGUGCUGGAGAAGAACGUUCGAGACUGGCGCAAGGUGAAGCCGCAGCUCCAGAACGCCCACGCCAUGCGGCGGGCGUUCCGCGGCCCCAAGAACGGGCGCUUCGCCCUGGUGGACCAGCGCGUGGCCGAGUACGUCAGGUACAUGCAGGCCAAGGGGGACCCGAUCACCAGGGAGGCCAUGCAGCUGAAAGCUCUGGAGAUCGCCCAGGAAAUGAACAUUCCGGAGAAAGGGUUCAAGGCCAGCUUGGGCUGGUGUCGGAGGAUGAUGCGAAGGUAUGACCUGUCCCUGCGGCACAAGGUGCCGCUGCCCCAGCAGCUGCCCGAGGACCUGACGGAGAAGCUGGGCACGUACCAGCGGAGUGUGCUGGCGCUGCGCAGGGCGCACGGCUACCAGGUGGCCCAGAUGGGGAACGCCGAUGAGACGCCCAUCUGCCUAGAGGUGCCCUCGCGGGUGACGGUGGACAACCAGGGCGAGAAGCCCGUCUUGGUGAAGACGCCCGGCAGGGAGAAACUGAAAAUCACCGCCAUGCUGGGCGUCUUGGCGGACGGGAGGAAGCUGCCGCCCUACAUCAUCCUGAGGGGCACGUACAUCCCCCCCGGCAAGUUCCCCAGCGGGAUGGAGAUCCGGUGCCACCGCUAUGGCUGGAUGACGGAGGACCUGAUGCAGGACUGGCUGGAGGUGGUGUGGCGGCGGCGGACGGGCGCGGCGCCCAAGCAGCGGGGCAUGCUGAUCCUGAACGGCUUCCGCGGCCACGCCACCGACUCGGUGAAGAGCUCCAUGGAGAGCAUGAACACCGACAUGGUCAUCAUCCCCGGGGGCCUGACCUCGCAGCUGCAGGUGCUGGACGUGGUGGUAUACAAGCCGCUGAACGACAGCGUCCGGGCCCAGUACUCCAACUGGCUGCUGGCCGGGAACCUGGCGCUCAGCCCCACCGGCAACGCCAAGAAGCCGCCCCUGGGCCUCUUCCUGGAGUGGGUCAUGGUCGCGUGGAACAGCAUCUCCAGUGAAUCCAUCAUCCAGGGGUUCAAGAGGUGCCACAUCUCCAGCAGCCUGGAGGACGAAGACGACGUCCUGUGGGAGAUCGAGAGCGAGCUGCCGGGGGGAGGGGAGGCACCCAAGGAAUGCGACCCCGAGAGCGCGCCGGAGGGCAACUGACAGCCGGGGACACCAGCACAUGGCACUGUUUGUUUGAAAGAGGUGAGAGGAAAAUCCUCAAGAAGAUACCUCCGAGUGUGGACGCACAGGCAGCCGCAGAAGGCCGGGGGGCCGAGCGACCCCAUGUCCGGACUGUGCCCCCUGUCCUGUGACACGGCCUACCCCACCCCCCAUCCACCACGUGUCAGAAAAGCCUAGGACCCUUGAUUUCAGUGGAGACAUGAUUAGGGAAGAAACUGCGUCUGCCCCAUUUCUUUGUGUUUGAGAGAUUAAUCCAGGUGUCCAUCAAAAGAGAGCUGUAAAUAUGAACGAACAAAGGUAUUUCCUGGAGAAGAGGCUGUUCGUUUGUCACCAACAGGAGACCCCUGUGGGCCCAGCUCCACUGAUGUCCCCUCUGCGGAGAGAACCUCCAGUACAUUUUUCUUUCGCCUUUAAAAAUGCUUCCAAGAGCAGAGCCUGUCCCCACAAAGGUCAAGCCUGCAGAGAAGGCCUUGUAGAAAUGAGUCCCGUAUGUACACCUGCUACUAGACUCUUCCUCUUUUGGACAAAGGAGAUACUAAUAGUAACAAAAUUCGGGCCUCCCGGCCCGGUGCCCGCAAAUGGCUUUUCCACAGACAAACUAGGUUACGGUGGAAGAUGCAGGUUAGCGGGCUCUGCCGUUUUAGUUACCUUCCCAGUCUCAUUGGCAGCUAGACUUUCUUAGGGUCUUUGGUGGCCCUCUGUGUCAUUCUGUUUAACGAUGGGGCAGCAUUUAGUACCCGGCUCCUCGGUGUCUCAGGCUGCCUACGGAAGAAGUCGCUCGAAAUUACCUGCUGUCCACAUGGCACAAGGCUCCCUGACCCAGCAAGACCUGCUGUUGGUUUCUUUAAUAUUUUUAUCACAAGGACAUGAGAGGAGGCGGGCCUUUAGCCGCAGCCGUUCCAAGGCUUCUAAUGUCCUUCUGUCCUGCAGGAAUAGAUGGGCGGUCAUUGGAUUUUUACAUCAGAGUAAUCUGCAUUCCCACACACGAUGAGCGUUAUGAGAACAUUCCAAGCUCUCUGUGCUACAAAAAAACCAUGCCAGGACCUUCUAGACAAAGCCAUUGCCAGAAAUGUCAUUCCAAUGUCUGAUGUGCAGAACAGGCCACCAUAACCACUUUUCCUUCCGGUAGACUCCGCUCACAGACUGGACUGUUCUUGGCAUCUUGAAACACCUAUUUCUACUCAGGUACUCAUUCUCCUGUUAGUGACCCGCCUUCCUCAUCAGUUUAAAAGCCAGUUUUCCUCCAAGGGAGGAACUUUCACUUCGUUUCUGGUAUCUGAAUAACUUUCAAUUUUGGGACUGUUCCCCGUUUGCAUUCACCUGUACUGUAUUAUCUGUUCUCUUAAAUGGCAUCUAAAUACAGCUAUUUUCCAUUCCAGAAGUUUCCAUUCCCUCCACUUCUGCUUAGUUUACCCUCCACUGCCCUGGUUCCUGGCCCUUUUCUCUAUGUCCUGUUUUACUUGCUUUGGGAGCUUAAAUUUUAUAAGAUCUAAUUUUGGGUUCCUGCAUCGGAGCCGUAGUUUUCUCGCAGAGAAGAGUAGAAAAUGGGUUCGACUCCUAUGUCAUUCCACCACCAUCUUCUUGAGUCUCAUCAUCAGCUGAGAGAUGAUGCCUUACAGGUUGCACAGCACUGGAACUUUAUCCUAGAGUAAUGGCUCUACUGUCAGGGUGUUUCUGGGCUCAUUCUUCCACUGAAUUAUGAUCUAUGCUUAACAGAGUCCCAGUACAACUAUUUUGCAGAAUGGCUAUUACCCUAGAAUUACUAGAGCACAUAUCGAGACAUAGUUGUACUCCCCAGUAGGUAGAAAUUGACCCCAACAAUAAACUUUGAUAAUAAAGACAA